Molecule: messenger RNA, 1371 nt
Organism: Lithohypha guttulata
Lineage: Eukaryota; Fungi; Ascomycota; Eurotiomycetes; Chaetothyriales; Trichomeriaceae
Exons: 2
Coding region: 1-1371 (456 amino acids)
Source: RefSeq, a predicted model, not a curated record
AUGGUGGCAUCUGGUGCGUCAGCUACAGCCACGCCGGAAGGACGAUACGUCGCAAGCGGCUUGACUGAAGCAUGCCGUGUAUCACUCUUCGACACUGUAGAAAAGGAUGUCGCACAAGCUCGUGAAGUUCUGGUACUUCGAUCUGCGUUACUGCUAAUAUGUCUUGCUGCAUGGUCUGGCGACAAGUGGCAUAUGGACAUGGCCAUGGGUCAAAGAGGCCUGUACCUUGCUAUGCUUGCCCAUGCUGGUAUGCUAGAUGUAUCAGAAUCUAGUAUCGAUGUGAACGAGUGCAAGCUUGACCCCGAGAUAGCAUGGGGUGAUUGGAAAGAGCACGAAGGCCGUCAUCGUCUUGCUCACUCUUGGGUUAUCGUGGAUCAGGAAAUUUCUCUGUUUUCUGAUACGACACCCCAAUUGUCCGUAGUUGACCUUCAUGUUCCUAUGCCUGAUACAGACGAUCUGUGGCAUGCGCCAUCCUCCGCCGACUGGUUGGUGCUUUUCGAGAAAACACAUGGCUCGACAUAUCGCAGUCCAGCGUCGGUGAGAGACUUCUUCACCAAGUUUGUCGACGGUGAUCUAGCAGGCAAAGAGCUGUCGCCCACCCAGCUGCGACUGCUUUUGCACCCACUGCAGGCCCAGGUAUGCCAGCUGCGACAAUUCAUUGCAUGCUUACCUGAUGGCGGGUCGCAUGCUAAGUCACGAGCUGUAUCAAAAGCAGCAACGAAGGCAAGGCUGGAAGAGAUUGCCGCCCUGUUACAGCAGUGGUACACGAUCAGCAAACAGAGCUUUUCUGGAAACCAGGGGACUUGUUGGACAACCUGCGCCAACCUCAUCAUGUACCAUCUCAUCUCCCUCAACACCAUCACGAGCUUCAAGGACAUCGAGCAGUUCGCUCGAAGAGAAGUCAUGGUUGGACCGACUAGAUAUGGUACUUGGUUGCAGAGCAGAUGUAUUGACCAGCCUGAGGAAGCACUCUUCCACUGUGGUCAGAUCUUGCGCCUGAUUCGAUCGAUGCCAAAGCCUGUGCGCCCUCCAUGGUGGGCAGGCGCCGUCUACAGGGCCGCCAUGAUUGCUUGGGCCACUGGCAUGUCGAGAGGAGGACAACCGUUCGUCUCGGAAACCCACAAUGGCGAUGCCGCAGCGCAAUUUGCCAUCGACGACCUCACUCCUGAACAUGACCUGAUAAGUCGUUUUGUCAAACAUCAGGAGGGUGAACCAAUGAUCACCAACGGCGAUCGAACUCUUAGUCCUGUUCAUGUCCCUUCGAACGUGCUCAGUGCUUGUGCAGGUGUUCUCGAGGACGAUCCCUCGAUGCGCCUAGCUGACGGCAUCAGGCGUAAACUGCUCAUCUUCAUUGACACGUGGAGAGAGUAG